Vitrella brassicaformis is the source of this 2070-nucleotide messenger RNA. Lineage: Eukaryota; Vitrellaceae. The record is from the annotation of a GenBank genome assembly.
CGUGGAUCAAUGAAUACGUCCACUGGUUAUCAAACCAUCACACAAGUGGUUCCUCGCAUUCACAGUCAGUCAGUCAGUCAAGAAAUGUCUCUCUCCUCUCCACUCAACACACGUGCUGCCUGUCUGUCUGUCACGCACAUGUCCGUCCGUAAUUCACCCACCACACAUAUCAUAUCGACACAGAAGGACACGAUUCGUAGACCAAACCACUGCAUGCCAUGGCAUGCAGUGAGUGCACCGGCCGGCAUGCGCGUACCGUCUUAGCUGUCCAAUGCAAUGGUGGGUGGUCAAUGCAAUCAAUGGUGGGUGGUCCGACCCGACUCGACCCCACUCACACGCGUGUACGACUCAAAUGCCCCCGGGGGGAAGUACUUUGAACACGGCCUUGGCCUGCAUACACACACAUACCGACACACCAGUUGUGUUACACACGGCUGGCUGCACGCCCACACCGUACGUACCCCAUCCCAUCCACCCCACCCACCCGUAGUGCGUCAAGCGGGACGAAUCCGUAGUUGUGGCUGUCGAUGCUCUCAUUCAUAUUGUCUCCAAGCAGAAACACACAGCCAUUGGGGACGACCUCAGGGCCAAAGCUAUACAUUGGUGGUGACGACGACAUCAUCUUGUACCGCCCCCGCACAUCCACACCGUUCACAAGCACCCCAUCCGGCGAAAUCGCAACGGUGUCGCCCUGUCCAAACAAACAGGCAGGCAGGCAGGACACAAACACACAUUUCACGCAUGUCUAUCUGCGUCCAUGCCUCUCCCCCCACGCAGGUGUGUGCAUGAGAGCCCAUGAGGGUCACCUCCUUAGCGAUGAUGCGUCUGAAUGCGAUGGCCCUGCCGCCCGCCAGCCGCCAGAUCUCGUCGUCUCUGCUCGGGUCGCCAGUGGCAGCAAUCUGACGCUUCACAUAUUGCUGACACGGACACAAGAAACACAAAACAGAUAGUUCAUGUCUUUUGGCACUUGUUGGUUGUACACGCACGCACCUUUACGAAAUCUGGUUGUGACAUCUCAACCACGUCCCCGACUUGGAAGGCGUCCCUGGAAUAACCGCAACCAAAGUUUACCACCAAGCCUCUUGGUGUGAUUGCUGGCUCUCUGCCUUACUGUUUGAUGAGCUUGUUGACCACGACCAGGGACUGCGAUUCAAGGACCGGCUGCAUGCUCUGGGAUGCGUUGAUAACCGUGUCAAAAACAAAGAAGCGCAGCAGUAGGAUGGGCAGGACGACUAUGCCGAUGGCCAGGGCGUCCCACUUGCCGCUCGUCAGCUCCUUCAGUGCCUUUGCCACACCAGUCGGCUCGCUCUGCACAUACACACAUACAGAAGAGACAGGCAGGCAGGCAGGCAGGCCGCCACUCAGACGGACUACAUAUGUCUGCAGUGCAUGUCAGGGAACCCUGGGUGGGUACCUACCUGUUGUUGCAUCCUGCGCGCCUCCUCUUCUUGCUUCCUUCUCCUGACGAACUCGGCGAUCAUGCUGUCGCUGGGAGCCGAAGACAGGUCGUCGUUGUCUAACCCGGGGAUAACAACCACCUUGUCCCCAUUCACACCACCCUGAUAGACCCACCAGCACACGGCCACACGGCACGACACGAUCAAUCAUCAGCUUGUGCAGUGUGUCGUGAUGGCACCCAUCCCACCCACCCACCCACCCACCUGUUUCUUGGCUUCCCGCGGUAUCACCAUCAGCUCUCCGCCAGGCUGCCGGGAUGCUCUGUCAGUGGGCUGAGCUGGCGCCUGGGCUCGCUCCUCAAGGCCCUCAAUCACCCGCAAGCCCAGCUCUUUCAUCUGGUCACGUGCCGCAGUGUUGUCAUCGAACCGCCCACUCUGGAUCUGCUGAAUGAGACUCUCGCUCCUGACCUCGUCACCCUCAUCCUUCGGAGCCGAUGCCUUGCCAUCCGCCUGCAUGUGCAGAGAUCUGUGAAGCCUUCGCCGCCUGACAUGCAGCGGCUGCCAAUGGUGAUGCCACAAUGAUGGAGCAGGGCCGACAAAUGCUGACGAGAUGAGGGCGGCGUGCACUGCAAUCCCCAUGGUGAACAAAGAAGAGAUCAGGACGCUUCGCUGC